GUACUUUCGGACGGUGAACACGAGCUUCAGGGGGACUACGUCUUUACUGGUAACACAAUAAGAGAGUAUACAUGCUUCAAAAACGGCGCGUCAAUGAUUACCGAAAAGCUCAUCGACUUUGGUAUCAUGGCGGAAAGCGAACCGCGACGUGAAGCUCCGGCAAAGGCUGACUACAUAUCGGAGCACACAAGUGCAUUGGAGGAGAGCAUAUUCCGUCUGAACGAGAUGUUGAUGAAUGUCAAGAGGACUCAGAAAUGGUGCGUUCGGAUCUAUUCUCCCUUGGCACAUAUUUUAAUACAUCUUUCGUACAUUUUCCAUACCCGCAAUAACCGAGGCUUCUCGAUCGUUUGGUCCACCCAAAAGUACGCUUUCAUUUGGCAU
Messenger RNA from Lentinula edodes (shiitake mushroom), 381 nucleotides. RefSeq lists its product as uncharacterized. The annotation marks the transcript as partial. The record is from RefSeq and is a predicted model, not a curated record. The transcript has a single exon. NCBI's taxonomy places the organism in Eukaryota, Fungi, Basidiomycota, Agaricomycetes, Agaricales, Omphalotaceae.